UUUAUAUUCUAUGAACAGUACCCAAAAAUUGUGACAGCAUUUCUCAUAUUUUAGUAACGACCACUCAAAGGUGCGAUAAUUGCUUGGUUUGCUCCCUAUCUGUCUGUAAAAAGCAAGCUGUCCUGCAAAUUGUAUUACUUUGAUGGACGUGGUCUAGCUGAUCACACGAGAAUUAUCUUGACGCAUGGAUGAGGGAAUCGAAUUUGAAGACAUUGGUGUACCACUGGUCACAUCACAAUCCCUCCUCCACGGCAAACAGAGAUAAAAGAAAAAAAUGCACUUGGGACAAGUUCCGUUAAUGGAAUUUGAUGGAAAAAAUUGGCACACGCUUUGGCAAUUGCAAGAUACUUUGCCAAGAAGUUCAACCUUAUUCCAGGAGAUAUUUUGAAGCAGCCCAAUACAAUGUGAUGGAUACGUUGACAGUAGUUAUUGGCAAUUCUUAACCGGUCAGUUUUAUAUGCACACGUAAAUUUAUGACAUGUUUUUGCAACACAACGAACCGAGUCUAAUGCUAGUGUUUUGAUAUGUAUAUGGAGCUUACUUAGACAAAGUUGAUGGAAAUUAAGAAAAUUGUAUAUUUGGACUGAUAUGACCUCUAUACAUUUGGCAUGUCGAACUAUGGGGAACGGAACUCAUUCGGCGGAAUAAAUUGGUGGACCAGUUUUCAGUUCUGAAAAUAUAUAUUCAGAAUCAAAUUAUCAAAAAUGGAUAGAAAAUAUCGUCUAUAAACAUAAAUAUAUAAUAUAUACUAUUUGUAUAAUGUAGAAGAACGAGUAAAGAUUAUAUUCUUUCUGGAUAAUCAUCAUUCAAAAUCAGUGCUCCCAUGUAGAAUAAAUCUAUUUAUAAAAUUAGUUAUUUUUAUAAUUUAAAAAUUUUCCACUUCUGAUUUUUUUAGAAAUCAUGCUGCGUAACCCAGUCUGUGUCAUUCAACUUACAUAUUACACUCUCUUACGUUAUAGAUAUGAUAUAGUUACGCACAGGGCAAUGCGUUCUAAACUCUUUGUGAACUAUGCCAGAUAUAGUUAGAUAAGCACACUAAUAGUACACAUGUACAUAUGUGUGUGACUUCAUAUAUGUAGUAUACGUAGUAAAGUUAGUCUAAUUCUAGAAUCAGAUCAUAGCUUAAAGCCAGGCUUGUAGAGGAGUUAAAGUUCGUGCUCCAUUGACUGACUGCAUUGAAGUACAAAUCACAAUCCCGACUUAUGUAUGUAGGCCGGUGUUUCACGGUUGGGCCAUUUUAAUGUUUCAAGUCGCCGGAUUUCCGCAUAAUUAUUUCUUGACGUAAAAUACUUGUAGGCUACACAAGUUAAUUACAACACACAGAUUUGAACUCCUCUUUCACGUUGGUGCUACGUAUUACCAUUGGACACAACAACAUGACGAGCAAUGAGAACUAUUUGCCACUGUUCUGUUCCAGUUGUCGACAAGUUGCACUCUCGAGAAACUGGGACGACUCGCUUUUAGUGGCGACAGAAGUGGACGCGUCAGAAACGUACGAACUUGGACACAUUUCCAUUGUUCAAUGCACUUCUUGUAACAAAUUCCUGGGUCUGCUGGAUGAUAAAAGUACUUUCUACACAGCAGAGAGCAUAUUAGCAAAUGAAAAUACUAAAACAAAAACAGAUGGGUGGCACAAGAUUGAGGAAAGCUGGGAGAGAAUGGUGUUGUUCGUUCUCAGUCAGGUCGUUUACAAAGAAUAUGAAGAGCCGGAUGAGACUCUUCUGGAAGUGGAGUUUGCCUUUCCACCUCCAACAGAUCUCAUUAAAAUUCUGUGGGUCAACGAGCAGCCCGUUGGGUUUUACAGCGUCAAAGUGAAAGGGACGUUGGAUCCCGUUGCAAUGGAAUGUUACAGAAUGACGACCUUGGACACACUGUUCAUCAGACGAGACUAUCGGGGUCAAGGCUGGGGGUCUUCAGCAGUAAAGGAUUUACUUUUGGAGUUUCCACAAGAAAAUAUUGGAUUUAGUUUCCCAAUUUCCAUUCCUAUGAACAGAGUCUUGAAGAAAUAUUUGGAAGUAACUCCAUCAGAUCGGCCUCGCUUCUGGGAAGUAACCGGCUGCGGCACUGAAGGCAACACUCGUAAUUUGUGGUUGAUGUCUCGACGACAACCACCCACGUCCAGCAGUAGGAUCACUGCAUCUUCUUCUAGCACUUUGGAAUGACACAAUGAAAAUCUUUACCCAUCACCAUGCACAGACCUGGAGCUAUGUUCAAAUUACGCUAUUUACUUGAUUUAAAAAUUGGUAGGUAGUUGUUCCUUUUAUAGAAAUUAAGCAUCGUGGUUGACGUCAAUCAUUAAAUAAAACCAAUCUAAAUUACUCCUCUAACAACGGGUCAUGCUAAAUGAGUGCACCUUAACUCUUUAGUGCUUUCUUUGUCCACAAAAAAUCCUCCUAUGUAUUUAUAUACGACGCCGCCUGAGAAGUGAACUCUUUUCGGAGCGUUUAAGUUGAAAAACAUGACAUAAUUCUGACCAGCCAAGGACAUACAACUGCGAGCAGUGAAUCGUGAUGAAAAAGUGGACGGAAUGAAAUAUACACAAAGCUGUUUAGUGGCCGAAUGGUUGUUCAAUCUUCGUGAAAGAAAGAAGAAAAGGCUGUCCCACCACAACAACUAUAUGUCCGACGACUACACAGCUUCAUCGUUUUUAAGAGUUGAGCAAGGCGGAGAGAGAGAGGUACAUACGACAAGGAAGCCUCUUCUGUGUAGGAGAAAGAAGAUGACCCAAUCCGUAUAACGAAUUACAACCAAGUGGCUGAAUGACAAUACAAAUGCUCAGGAAAACCUCUAAACCCGAAAGAAUGAAGAGAUUUACUGUGGGACUCUGGCUGAAUUAUUUAUUUUUACAAAGUACUCAUGGCAAACUUCUACAUGUCAGGUGUACACUAUCAUCAGAUGUAUUUAUAGAACUUGCUUCAAAUGAACAUGCAAUGUAGAGAUAUUGGUGUGUGUCGAGGUGAGACGAAUCUUUAUUGACGAUACAUACAUACAUACAUACAUACAUACAUACUUUCGUUUUAUAUACACACAUAUUUUACACAUAUUUUUUAUACCUUUUACUCGAAUAAAUUACAAAGCACAAUUUUUAUUACAAGGCAUUUUAAACACAUUCUAAACAAGAGAAAUUAUAUAUAUAUACUACAAUAUUAUAUUAUCAUGUACUGGGUGUAUUACAUAAUUAUUCAUUGCAUCUGUUCAUCUGUUCUGAGUGCCUAAUAUAUUGUAUAUAAGUAGUAUUUACAAAUUCAUGUAUACUGAUAUAU
Folsomia candida is the source of this 3263-nucleotide messenger RNA. RefSeq names its product protein FAM169B. The coding region runs from base 1377 to 2162 and encodes 261 amino acids. Lineage: Eukaryota; Metazoa; Arthropoda; Collembola; Entomobryomorpha; Isotomidae. The transcript is spliced from 9 exons. The record is from RefSeq and is a predicted model, not a curated record. Gene Ontology annotation, molecular function: acyltransferase activity, transferring groups other than amino-acyl groups.